GGGAAAAAUCAAAGGGAUCAAUGCAAAUGCGUUCCCUUUCAAUUUUCACUUCAAUAUUUUUGUUCUUCGCCAUCGUUUUUCAUUCAUGUUUAGCCAUCAACGAUGAUUCAUUGAUAAAAAGGGAGACGUUAGACAUUAUCAUCGGCGGUGGGGAAGCUCCGUCGCCAGAUGAUGAGCCACCACCAUGCAAGCACUUCGAAAAUGAGAACGGGUGCUUCGAAAAUGCACGGUUAGCGAAAGCAUACGAAGUGAUCCAACUGUUCAAGACUAAGAUCAAAGUUGAUAAGAACAGCAACCGAUACUUGAAAACGUGGUGCGGAACCGAUGUUUGCAAGUACAGAGGGUUCAGGUGUGACAUACGUCCAGAUGUGAAGGAAAAAGCCGUCGCGGCCGUCGAUUUUAACGGUUUUAAAUUCGAAGGCUGCGACGGUAGCCUUCCGCUCGAUGGGUUCCUCGACGAGUUGGACGAUCUAGCCAUAUUCCAUGCUAACUCGAAUAACUUUACCGGCACGGUUCCGCUUCGAGCGUCGAAGAUCAAGUAUUUAUACGAGCUCGAUCUCAGCAACAACAAGAUUGCCGGAAAUUUUCCGAUGAAAACCGUCGGCGGGAUGAACUUAACGUUCCUCGACUUGAGAUUCAACUCCCUCCGCGGCUCCGUUCCGCCGCAAGCGUUCAACUUAAACCUCGACGUGUUCUUCAUCAACAACAACCGGUUCGCCGUGCAAAGUCUCCCGACGAACAUCGGCGACACGACGGCGGUCUACCUAACAUUCGCUAACAACAACUUCACCGGCUCGAUCCCACCAAGCAUAGGCAGAGCUCGGAACCUCCUCGAAGUUCUUUUCCUCAACAACCAACUCACCGGAUGUUUACCGUACGAGAUCGGAAACCUGAGUCAAGCCACCGUGUUCGACGCUAGCUCGAACAAACUCACCGGGCCGAUACCGCUCUCGUUCGGGUGCAUGAAAAAGAUUCAGAUUCUCGGCUUGGCGAACAACCAAUUCUACGGCGAAGUGCCGGAGAUUAUUUGUGAGCUUCCGAUGAUUGCAAACUUGUCUUUGGCCAACAACUAUUUCACUUCCAUCGGACCUGCUUGCCGCCGUUUGAUGUUGAAGAAGAAGCUCGACGUUAAGAAAAACUGUAUCUUUGACCUCCCGAAUCAACGAUCGGAGGCCGAGUGUGCUGCGUUUCUGUGGAAGAAGAAGGCUUGCAAUAGGAUGGAGACGUUUCACUUGGUUCCUUGUGAAAAACAUAGUUAUUAUUCGGAAAAUUCCGGUGAUGGUGAUCGGUCGGCGGCGGCGGCGGAUCCGGCGACUAGAACUUAUAGUACUCUCAGUCCUCAUCAUCGGUUGUGAUUUAUAUAUUUUUCAUUGGUUUUUUUAGAUGAUAA
Molecule: messenger RNA, 1390 nt
Organism: Hibiscus syriacus
Lineage: Eukaryota; Viridiplantae; Streptophyta; Magnoliopsida; Malvales; Malvaceae
Exons: 2
Coding region: 21-1355 (444 amino acids)
Molecular function (GO): protein binding
Source: RefSeq, a predicted model, not a curated record